AUGAGUCAAAGGUUGUUUUUAAAGAUUGUUAGUGAUAUUGAGCAACAUUUCGUUUACUUUCAAGAGCGUGUAGAUCGGUCGAGAAAAAAGAGUUUAGCUAUCAUACAAAAAUGCACAUCCGCGGUGGAACAGCUUGGAACGGGCAACCCUCCAGAUAACUUUGAUGACUACUUGUGCAUGGCAGAGAGAACUUCUCGCGAAAGCCUUGAUCAUUGUUGUAGCGCGGUCAUCGAGUUAUAUCAUGACGAGUACUUACGUAGGUCAACUAGUCAUGAUGUUUCCCGGUUGUACGAAGUGCAUGAACAGAGACACAAGAUGUCGGGAAUGCUAGGAAGUCUUGAUUGUACGCAUUUUCUUUGGAGAAAUUGUCCUAAAGCGUUGAAUGGACAAUACAAGAUAAGUGAUCAUCCAUACCCCACGGUUUUGCUUGAAGCCAUUGCUUCACAAGACUUUUAG
Erigeron canadensis is the source of this 456-nucleotide messenger RNA. RefSeq lists its product as uncharacterized. The coding region runs from base 1 to 456 and encodes 151 amino acids. The record is from RefSeq and is a predicted model, not a curated record. NCBI's taxonomy places the organism in Eukaryota, Viridiplantae, Streptophyta, Magnoliopsida, Asterales, Asteraceae. The transcript has a single exon.